AUGAGCUCCCAAAUUCCUCAGAACUAUUCCAUCACGUUGGAGGCGGCCUUCAACCCCCUGGCCAACCUGCAUCUGUGGGCCUCCCACACCUACCUCUCACCGGGCUUCUUUUUCCAUUGCGACAAUGCAGCUCUGGAGGGCGUGGGCCACUUCUUCCUGGGGUUGGCCAAGGAGAAGUGCAGGGUCGCUGAGCAGCUCUUGAAGAUGCAAAACCAGCGUGGUGGCCGCAUUCUCUCUCAGGACGCGCUGAAGCCUUCCCAGAAUGAGUGGGGCAAAACUCAGGAUGUCAUGGAAGUCACCGUGGUCCUGGAGAAGAACCUGAACCAGGCAUUUUUGGAUCUGUUCUAUCCGCACAGACCCUCAUCUCUCUGA
Molossus molossus (Pallas's mastiff bat) is the source of this 372-nucleotide messenger RNA. Its product is annotated as ferritin light chain-like. Gene Ontology annotation, biological process: iron ion transport; intracellular iron ion homeostasis. The transcript has a single exon. The coding region runs from base 1 to 372 and encodes 123 amino acids. The record is from RefSeq and is a predicted model, not a curated record. Lineage: Eukaryota; Metazoa; Chordata; Mammalia; Chiroptera; Molossidae. Gene Ontology annotation, cellular component: cytoplasm. Gene Ontology annotation, molecular function: ferric iron binding; ferrous iron binding.